GCAGGGACAUUGUCGGUAGGUGAAACGGUCGGAAGCUGAACUGUCAAAAUUUAGCAGGUGCCCGUUCUUGGAGGAAAUGGUUUAUUUCGCCAUAGAGAAUGGCGAUUUCAACUAUUUCUAGUUAAUGUAUGUCAAUGAUAUAAGUUUAAGUGUGAGAUUUUGUUAAAGACGUUGAAAGGGAUAUAUUGGAAUGCAUGUUAUUGUUUACAAGCUUUCUUCUAAAUUUAGGCAUAUGUUAAUUAGCCGACCAGCCAAUCAAAAUCAACGUUGUAUCCUUUCAUGUUUAGUAGCCAAUCAAAGUACGUGUAAGAUCUGACAACCGCUAAUGCGCCAACAUUCAAACGCUUUUCGAGCAGACGUUUGACAGCUGAUUACUUUGUGACAAGUUGGUGUUCUGCACAUUUGGCGCAGACGAUUCUUCCAAGAUCCAAGAAUGCAAGAAAAUUAGAAGGACAACAGAUUAUCCUCUGACUGUUUAACAGGAGGAGGGUUUACUUCAGUGAAAAUGGUACAGGAAAUUUGUGCACUGCCCAUUUAUGGACAAAAACUGGAAAAUGUCGCAUCCGAACAGAACGUUCGAACAAUGGCAAUCGUUGACACAGACAUUUACCCUCGAAAAUCUGCAGACAAUCAGUGUUCUAAGACUCGGACUGUGUAUGAUGUGGUAGUGUUGAAACAAAUGCUGCAGCGAAUGGACAAGGAACAACAACUCAAUGACUGGUGUGUCCACUUGAACAAGACAAUGCACACAUCUCAGAGAGACAGUGCUGUUUCAACCAUUCGAUGCUUGACCAUGUUUUAUGGCUUCAGUUGUGAAACAUUUGCUGCAGCAGUGAAUUUCUUGGACCGCUUUCUCUUCAAAAUGAAGGUACAACCCAAAUACAUUUCAGUUGUGGCUGCAGCUUGUUUCUACAUUUCUGCAAAGUUUAACGAAGAAGCAGAGGAAAUUCCAAGUGCAUCAGAAAUAUCCUAUCUACACGGUCAAACAUGGAAACCUUCAGAUCUGAAGAGGAUGGAAAUGGUGAUCCUUGAAAAGCUGAAAUGGGAAAUAUGGCCUGUGACAUGUCCGUCCCUACUGAAAACUCUCUGUGAUAUCAUCUCCUCCCUACCAAAUAGACACCAGUCUCCAAUACUUGAUUCCUUGCUGACCAAUUUCGAAGUUUGCAUAAACUACAGCUCUUGUGCAAUUUUUAAGAGUACCACCUUAGCAUUGGCUUUGAUUCAACACUCAGUGACUGAAAUGAAUAUUCAAACAUUUGAGAUGAAUCAGUGCUUACUUUGGCUUCAUGCAGUCUGUCAGGUGCAGGACUCAGAAUUUUACGAAUGCUUCUGUACUGUGAGUGGAAUUCUAGAUCUGUAUAGGAGCCAGCCAGGAAGGCAUCCAAGCUGCUUGAAAGUUCCUAAACCUCAAAUUAGAAUGUCUCUAAUAUCCAGACCCAGCUAUUAUGGAUGCACAGACUUGCCCACAAUAGAGGAAUCAGAUUCUGACAUGGAUGGGAGUAAUGACGAGGAGGAUGUUUUUGAAGUUCCAAAGAUUACUGAUCACACUGAUGGCAAACUGAAGAGUUGGAGUUGUUGUGUGUUGCCUGAAAGGUGUGUAAUGUGUGAAAUUCACUGAAAUAUUUAUAUUAUCAUGUAAAAAUGUUAUGACAGAGUGGUCCUAGAAAUCCACAUGGGAAAAAAUCUACUUGUGUUAAUAGUUGAGUCAAUUGUGUGUAAAUGGUGAGAGAGGAGUGAGAAUGAUACAUUAUUUAUUUCAACAUAUCACAUUUAUGUAUUUUUUAUAACUGUAAGAACAACUCUCAGUGGUCUAGCGUUCUAGUCCAAGCGCAAAUAAAACUUCCAAGAGUUGUCUGCCUUGCCAAUGAGCACCACAGAUUGAUGAGAGUGGUUAUGAUGGGGCAAUAGCAAUUGAUUUCAGAUCAACAUUUGUGCAAUUAAUAGAAUAUAGCUUUAUUAUUAUUAUUAUGUUGAAAAGGAUUUUAGUGGACAGUAGGUUCAGUAGUUAAAAUGGCAAACAUAAUCUCAUCCAAUUGAUGCAAAAGGAUAGACGUGACUUAAAGAAUUGAUGCAAAAUGAUGGGUGAACAAUUUCCUGCAUCUAUAAACCAAACCUGAUAAUAUCUUCUGAACUCAAAGGGUUUUAUUUAAUGAGACAGCAUAAUUAAAUUUCAUCCACACUCAAAACAACCUUAUGAAAGUUUAUGCAAUUUUCAGAGACGGGUAUUUUAAAUGAAAUUGACAUGUCUUUUUUGUUCCUCCAGUUCCCUACAAGUUUAAAAGAUUUAACAUAUUUUGUCAUUUGGCCUUUUUUUGCCGUACAAAGAAAACCGUUUGGUUGUCCUUUAACUAGUCUUACAAUACCUGUUACAUGAUCAGAUUAGUUUUUGAUGUUUUAUGUAUUUGGGAAUUUUAUCUAUCACCUUUGUUUAGUAUAUUUCAAUUUAUAAGUAACAGCUAUCUUCUACUACAUUUUAAGCAUUCUUUUAAGAUUACCACUGUGAUUUGGGUUGUAAAAUCAACCUGUGUGUUUUUAUCAAGUGUUUAGACUAAUAUAAUGAAUUCUGAUUAAAAUGCAUGUUAAACAAGGUUUUAUUAUGUCUUAUUUAAGGUUAACUCUUUGCUAUUUAAGUUGUUCAAUUUGUAGUUUUUUAAAAACAUGUUCAGCACAAUUUUAUGCUUAACUAGUUAUUGUUUGCUGAUCAGUUAAUUAUUGAAGUGCUUCACUGCUUGUUUAGCCUAUUUGUUCUGUUGAGAAAAGCCCAUAAAGCAGUCAUUUUGAAAGAAAUAACAUUUAUUUAGUUAUACUUUGAUCUAAAUUUUAUGUAUAUGUGCAACAAAAUUUUGAGCCUAUUUUUGUUUGAUAAUUGGAAAUGUGAGAAUAUCAUAUUCACAAAAUUCUGGAUAAAUUUCAACCCAAGCAGAAUAGUUUAGGUUACCAUCGGAUGGUGUAGCCUCCAGUUUUCUUAUUUACAUUUUCACUGUUCAAGGAAUGUUAAUAUAAUUGAAAUAAUUGAGCAGUAAGGUACAAUGGAAUUGAAACUGUUUAACUGGUAAAAUGUAUAAUAAGAAUUCAGAUUUAUUUUACUUGCAUGGAACUUUUAAAAAACAGUUAUCUUUUUAUUCUUUAGAUAUGGUAUUAGUUGAUUGACAUCUGAUAAAUAAGUCUUGUAGUGUCUAUUUAUUGUCCAGGAAAAAAUGUUUAUUGUUUAUUUAUUGAUAUUUAUUGAAAACGAUUCAUGGAUUAGGCCAAUGGACUACUACCUUAUAACUGUACCAUAUAUAGACAAUGGGCUUUUCAACUUCCAGCAUGAACAUUUUUAUAUGAAGUGACCAGUAUUGCAUCUUGUAUAUAGAUUCAUUAUAAAUCUCAUUUCAUUCACAUAUUUAUAUUUUUAUAAAAAAAAAAUGAAUAAAAAUACUAUUUAUUGAUAUGUUUCGUUUUACACUUUGUCUAUCUAAAGCAUAGGCGUAGCAGCCAUAACGCAGAAUCAAGUACAGUAAAAAUGUUGAUGUAUAUUAGUACGCCAAACCACCUAAAAUACAUUAAUUAUGUAAACCA
Mizuhopecten yessoensis (Yesso scallop) is the source of this 3561-nucleotide messenger RNA. Its product is annotated as cyclin-G1-like. NCBI's taxonomy places the organism in Eukaryota, Metazoa, Mollusca, Bivalvia, Pectinida, Pectinidae. Gene Ontology annotation, molecular function: cyclin-dependent protein serine/threonine kinase regulator activity. Gene Ontology annotation, biological process: regulation of cyclin-dependent protein serine/threonine kinase activity; mitotic cell cycle phase transition. Gene Ontology annotation, cellular component: nucleus; cyclin-dependent protein kinase holoenzyme complex; cytoplasm. The transcript is spliced from 8 exons. The coding region runs from base 506 to 1618 and encodes 370 amino acids. The record is from RefSeq and is a predicted model, not a curated record.